Molecule: messenger RNA, 7609 nt
Organism: Boleophthalmus pectinirostris (great blue-spotted mudskipper)
Lineage: Eukaryota; Metazoa; Chordata; Actinopteri; Gobiiformes; Gobiidae
Gene: cicb
Product: capicua transcriptional repressor b
Exons: 20
Coding region: 1645-5964 (1439 amino acids)
Biological process (GO): regulation of transcription by RNA polymerase II
Cellular component (GO): nucleus
Molecular function (GO): RNA polymerase II transcription regulatory region sequence-specific DNA binding; DNA-binding transcription factor activity, RNA polymerase II-specific
Source: RefSeq, a predicted model, not a curated record
GCAGCCUAGUUUACAACAAGAGGAAGAGGGAGGGAAAUAGAAAGAAAGGGCCGAGGAUUUCAAGAGCCUGAGAUUAAAUAAUGGAGUAAAGUGGGAUUUUAUGUUUCGAAGAAACAAUACGAGGACCUAUAAGGACCAAAGAAGCGCUUGUAUUAUCAAGUACUAUCCUAAGCGGACGAUGCGCACGGCAGUGCCUUUCACACGGAGCGGCUAGCGCUAACCUGCUGCAGACACGGAGCUCAACAUCGGCGUUCGUCUAUGAAUUUCGGGUUUUUAACGCUCUUUGUGUGGUUAUGAUUUUGCUCUUUAGUCUAGCCUUUCUCAGAGAGGAGGAAAAAUAAGCCGUGCCUCAUUUGUCUUCGGCAUUCUCAAAGAGUCAGGGGGUUCAUCGUGGUCGCGUUUUGCUGUUGUUUCAUCAGUCUAGCUAACGUCAGGUAGAGAGGCACAUUAAUUGGAGGGGCUACUGUACAACAGAUCGCUUACUUGAUGAUCACGAAGGGCUCUUUCUGAUGAUUUGCUCUACAAUCAUCUGAAUGUACAUUAUAGAAACUGGGUGAUGGAUGAAUGCACCACGGGCGACAUCUUCUUGUGUAGUAAACACUAACUUACGUCUCUGUUCAUGUGUAGGUACACUGGAUUGGUGCUGACCAAAUUACCAGGUUGAGACGGAUACCUGGAUCAUUUUGAGACGAUGGUCUAAGAAGUUGGCAGGCUGAUAUAACGCAUGAGAGCAAAGCAGAUUGGUCUGAAAGGCCAAACGUGUGAAUAUACGCCUUUGUAGUUCAGACAUGAGAUGAGAACAAUUGCGUUUCUUUCGCCAGAGUCUGAGGCGGGUGCACGACCAGGGGCGUUCCCGAGAGGCUGGCCCUAUCUGGAGCGAUGAACUUGAAGCUGCUUUUAAUCCAAGAUACUGUUAAACAUCUCUCCCCGAUAUCAUCUGUGAAUUAUCUUUUAAAACUGUACGGUAUAAGAAUAUAUAGCAAAGCCCACCUCGAAUCUGGCAUCACUAACUAUCACGUUUAGAUCGUCCCUCCUACUGCAGCGCAUGUCCUGCUCAACCCGUGUAGUGGUCCCUGUACGUCGGCUGAGCCCCACGAACAGCCGCAGAUCAACCUUUUACAUGACCCGAGAAGACUGCGCAGUUCCCAGGCAAAUGCUUUAAUCGAGGCCGCGGAUGGACUGGAGGCCUUGUUAACUCUUUUGUGCCCGUGCGGCAGUAGUAAUGUAAACAAACAGGGAGAGGGCACCGGGGGUAAGCAGACCAAAGGGAGGUGGAUUGCACUCUUCGAUUACGUUCACCAUUCCGAUAAUUACCCAAGGCACUGUUGAAUUUUACCUUUUGCGUUGAGAGGUCGAAAUUUUUUAUAAAUGUUUACAGUACAUUUUGUUCACUGGCAAGGUGCGUAUUAGAUUGCGGCAGUCUUGGUGGCGAAGACAAUUGAACCAUCUGACUUUUGCUUGCAUUGGAAGUGGACAUAAUGCCACGUUGUGAAGAUUAGGACAUGAAGCAGUAACAAUUGCGAUGACUCAAGCUUGUGAGGAUGUUACGGAUUUUAAACUGCUCACUACCUGGUACUGUGUUGAUUGUAACCGCAAAAGGUUAAAGGACACGUCUAUAUUCUGCUUCUGAGGAUCACAUCAGCGAUGUAUUCAUCAGAGAAUCCUCAGUAUCUGCGCCAGGGAUUAAGCAUGUUUGUAUGGACCAACGUAGAACCACGGUCUGUCCCAGUCUUCCCCUGGCAUUCAUUGGUUCCUUUUCUGGCACCAACCCAAUCAGACUCAUCUUCCCAGCCAGGAGAGGGUCAUCACCCAGUUAACCACCCCCAAGCUGUCACUCUAAAAACAGGAGCAGAAGUACAUGGGGUGGCAGCUCAGCCACAGGAGCCUGUAGAGGCCCCUCCCACCAUAGAAAGAGUUCCUCCAUCUCGGCCUCCCCCUUCUGCAGAGGAGCCACCUCCAGAGAAAGACAAGGGAGAAGCAGAGAGGGAGAGGCCAGACAGUGAAACGGAGAGCGAUGUUGAUGAUCCUUUUCUUCCUGGCGUUGUUCCUGAGCAACCUCUCUCUACAUCACCAGUGAAGAGACGUACACAGUCUCUUAGUGCGCUACCAAAAGAUGGAGAUAAGAAUAGCCCUGGAAAGAGAGAAAAGGACCAUAUACGACGUCCAAUGAAUGCAUUUAUGAUAUUCAGUAAGCGUCACCGAGCUCUAGUUCAUCAGCGUCAUCCAAACCAAGACAACAGAACAGUCAGCAAAAUUCUUGGAGAAUGGUGGUAUGCAUUAGGACCAAAGGAGAAACAAAAGUACCACGACUUGGCCUUUCAGGUAAAAGAAGCACAUUUCAAAGCCCAUCCUGAUUGGAAAUGGUGCAACAAAGACAGGAAAAAGUCUAGUUCUGAGGGUCGCGGGGUCCCAGGGGGCAAAGACAUAAGGGAGAGAAGCAUGUCAGAGUCCACAGAGCCUCAUUCUGUGGAGCUAAAAGGAGUGCCCCCAGGUUUAGUGGGUGUUUCUGAGAGGGGUGCAGUCGAGGGUCAUGGGAGUCAGCUCACUCGACCGCGAGCCUUUUCACAAAGUGCCAUGCACAGCCUGGAGCGGAGUGGCAGGGGCAACACGCAAGCUCUGGCAGAACUGGCACAGAUGUGUGGAGAGGGUGUUAAUCAGUUUUCAAGACAUGCUCCACCUUUGUCACAGUCCCAGCGUGGGGUCAGUGAAGACAUGACCAGUGAUGAAGAGCGGAUGGUCAUAUGCGAAGAGGAGGGAGAUGAUGAUGUCAUUGAGGACCCUUAUCCAAGCAGCUCCAUAGAUCUCAAAUGCAAGGAACGAGUAACAGACAGUGACAGUGAAAAUGGCUCUGGAGAUGAAACAGAAAGGAAGAGAGUCUUUGCCCCAGUCAUCUGCUCAUCAUCUACAGCUCACCCUACUCAUCAUGGCCGCAGUGUCUCCUUGUCCUCCUACCCAAGUAGUAGCAAGCGUUUUGAAGAAGCCAGGUCUUUCGGGGCAGGUUUUACAGAGCACAGACGAAAGGGUGGAGGUGAUGGAGAACAGACUAACCUUCUUUCUGCUGAAGGAAUAGGGCUCCCAAGUUCUUUCUCUGUGCCUGGCCAGUCUGCCAUCUCCAGUGCACCAGCUGCACCACCCCCUCCUUCAUCUACAAUGGGUCCAAGUUCAGCAUUAGGCAUUGGUGUUUCGAGAGCAGCCUCCACUAUGGUAACCAAUGUGAUGCGUCCUGUCAUCAGCACACCACUCCCUUUAGCCAGUAAGCCCAGAGAAGGAGGGACCACAUCAAGCCCACAUCCACCGGAAAAGAAGUCCGUGACCCCACAGCAGCAGCAGCAGGUCCUGAUUGGGCCAGGAUCUGCAAGUGGUGUUACUGCACUAGGCGGUGGGUAUUACUCUUCCUCAUCACCUAGUCCUAUUGGUGCAGGAGUAAGCCCAGGGAGUGUGGUCACUAAUCUGGUGUUAGGAGCGCCCCUACCUGGACAACCUGCUGUGCAGCUUAUCAGCCCCUCUCCUCAGCCCCCUCCUCCCCAGCAACAGCCACACCUUUCUAGUGCCACAUCAGCACAACUUAGUCAGAGCAAUGGGCCCCUGCCUGUGCCCAUACUUCAGCCCCAGUUCCUGCCUGCAUCUUCCCUUGCACCUACAGGGGGAAAGCCAAUCACCCAAGUUCAGUAUAUCCUGCCUACCUUACCUGCCAACCCCAACCCCAAGAGUCCACCUCAGCAACUUAGUCAGCCAACAAGUAUCUUCAACCUACCCACAGCUCCAUCUGCGCACACUGUCCUGACCAACGGAAAACAGCCCAGUUCAAGUUCACUGGCUGGAUAUACAUCAAGCCCCUCUGUGAGUGUUGUCAGCCCAGGCACCAGAGUGCAAACCCAGUCUCCAGUGCUCCAGAAUAAAAUGCUUGUUCCCAUGGCCACAGUACGAACUGCACCGGCCCCUGCCCAGCAGUUUCCUAUUGUGGCGCCACCUCUUCCUGUUCAGAAUGGUGCCCAGGCAGGAAGCAAGUUAAUACAGAUAGCCCCGAUGCCUUUAGUUCAGCCUGGGCUUCCUCAGGGCACAGCAGUCCAACCUCCUAAUCCUUUUCCGGUCACAGUUGGUCCAGCUACAGUGGUAGCUCCAAAUACAGGCCCUUCCCAGACUGUGCUUCUUCCACCAGGGUCUAACAGAAUUACCUAUGUCCACUCCACACCGGGGGUCCCUUCCACGCUGCCUUUGGUCUCCACAACAACAGGUUCACCACCCUCCCAUCAGCCCCUACCCGGAUCUGCAUAUGUUCCAUCACCCAUAGCAACACUGGGCUUCACAGCCAUCGCACCACCUGGACAGACCCUGGUUCAGCCUUUGAUAGCAGGUCAGCCUCCAAUCCUCACAACAGCUCAGUCUCCACAACCCUCCACUUCAGUUCCCGCUUCGGGCAAUGGAGGGCAAGUCGUCACUGCCAUCUACCCUUCUUCACCUAGUGUUUCCAUGGCAACAGGGGUGGUCUCCGCGACGGCAGCACCCCCUGGUGCAGUCUCCAGCCCUUGCAACACGUCCUCUCACAACUUGCCUAAGCACACACCUACGUCCAUCACUGUAACCCCCCCACAAGCAGACAGAGACCGGGGUCCAGAUGGACCAGGUGAAAAACCUCCUGAGAGGCAGACAGAAGUGCUGACACCUUUAGACCAACAGCCACAGUCCUCCAGUGUCAGCAGCACAAUAGCACCCCCCAGUGGCUCUACUAUUCCCAUCAGGUCCACUAGUCCCCAGCAGCAUAUUCAAACAUCUGUUGGUACUACAGGAACAUCAAAGCUCAUCCAGCUUCCACUUAGGGCUCCUCAGAAAGUAAAGGCUACUGUGGCUACCAUUCCUGUAGGUAGCUAUGAAGGAGGAGGUCGAGGCAAGGAGAGAGAGAAAGACCGAGAGAGGGAACGAGAGAGGGAACGUGAAAAAGAGGAGAGGGAGACGGCAGCCAGCAGCCUGUUCUCUUUUGAUACUGAGCCCCCAACACAAAGCAGCUCGCCCUCUCCUCAUCCUGCUGAAGAACCCUCCUCUGAUCGACCUCCAGAGGGCUCUAAUACAGCAGACAAUGAAAACAGAAACAAGGACUGCCCAACCACCAAAGAGGGUGGAUGGAAGGAAUCCAUUCCCUCAUCUCCUUUACCUCCACCAUUAGCUGCUGAGCCCAGCCUGCCUCCUCCACCAAGCGAUAAAGAGGUUCCUACUCCCAAAAAGAUUAAGGCACGCCCACCCCCUUUAAAAAAGACCUUUGACUCUGUGGACAAGGUGCUGUCAGAAGUGUAUUUUGAAGAGCGUUUUGCUGAGCUGCCUGAGUUUCGGCCUGAAGAGGUCCUCCCUUCACCAACCUUACAAAGUCUGGCCACGUCACCUCGUGCUAUUCUGGGCAGCUACCGGCGCAAACGGAAGAACUCUACAGAUUUGGACUCUGCUCCUGAUGAACAAGUCUCCCCAAAGAGAAAAAGCAGAAGGCGUUCGAGCUGUAGCUCGGAGCCUAACACGCCUAAAAGUGCUGCCAAAUGUGAGGGAGACAUCUUUACCUUUGACAGAGCAGAGGGAGAGGAUAUCUUGGCAGAACUUGAGUUUGAAAAGGUGCCAUACUCUUCCCUGAGAAGAACGUUGGACCAGAGAAGAGCACUGGUGAUGCAGCUUUUCCAGGAGCAAGGCUUCUUUCCAUCUGCUCAAGCCACUGCAGCCUUCCAGAGCAGAUAUUCCGAUAUAUUCCCAACCAAGGUGUGUCUGCAGUUGAAAAUAAGGGAGGUCCGGCAGAAGAUCAUGCAGACGGCCACACCCUCUGACACUCCAGGUUUAGGUUUGCCCGACUUUGGCUCAAACCCUGGACCUUCUGGCUCUCAGUCGGGGGAAGGGUCUGGACGAGGGGACCUGCAGGACGAGGAGUUAGAGCAUGGAGCUGACGCUGGUGUGGAGGAGCCGCGUGAUUCCCAGGACUCCUCCAGGUGAGGGAGUGACCAACAGCCACUACUGUCACUCCACUCUCACCUGCUCAUGUUUGAAUUGGUCAGCAGCCUGGAUUUCAGAGUUCAAGAGACUUGUAUGCAAAAGAAACAACUUUUAAAGGGACUUCCUUGUACCAAAAAGGACAUGAGUGGCAGUGGCUCUAACAAUGCCACACACACACACACACCACCAUUAUGGACCUCCAUCUCUUUAUUUCAGACUUGAAUUAGCACUCUGUGAUGACCACCAUGGUGAAAUCCUCAUCAAAGCCAGUAAACCAAGGCCCAUUAUGUACAGCUACAGAUUUGCUUCGAAGAAAGUGUGUGUCAUGCUGGAGUAGGAGACCUGCCUUGUCUGUUCAGAGACACAAAAAGCAUUUUGGAAAAUAAAUACGUAUGUUUUCAUGUUUUGUUUUUUUUUUUGUUUUUUUUAUAAUGGUAGAGGAGUAAUUGCAGUAAGCUGCUGCUUAUGGAACAACUUGUAUUUUAAGUGUUGUACACUCAUCUGCUGACAUUAGGGGGCUGGGCCCUCAGCAGACAAUUUCAAUUGUGCGGCGUUUGCUUUGAACUUGGAAGGAUCCCUUCCAUUUUAGUGUUUGUAGACCACUAAGCUGGUCUGUUUUAAGUGACUGAAGAUAUAACGGUUUAAAUGGACUCCUGGCUGUGCCAUCAUUCCUGCAAUUUACCAUCUGGCCAAGUCUGACCCUAGCACAUGCCAGUAGGGAGGAACACGCAUUCCUGUGCCUCUUAUUCACUAGCCUAUGAAAGGAGGGGUUAGGGUUAAUGGCACAUCCUGGCUCUUAACGAGGGUUGACUUGUUGGACUUUAAUUCUCUUAUGCCAAGCUGUUUUAUUAACUUUUUAAUUAUUUUUUCUAUUGAACAUUGCCAUUAUUGAGUUUGUUGUAUUCCUACAACUGUACCCACGCUGUUCUUUAUGUUGAAUCUUCCCAAGUUCUGUUUGCAUUGUGUGCAGGUGUUGCCUUAUGCCUGCUGAUUCCUGUAGUUAAAAUAACAUUCCCCUCCGCACCUGCCUUGUUCUCCAACUGUAGUCUUCCCUUGACUGGCCUCAUCUCAUCAGGAUUUGUAUUGAUUUCAAUGGGGAACAGAUGUGAGAAGGACCUAGUGCUAAUUCAACAGUAAUAAGAAGUACAUUUUUACUACAAAAGCAUAUAUGCAUCUCUAUUCCUUGAAGGUUGGAUACUACAGUUGCAGCACUUGUACAUCUCCUUCCUCCACCGCUUUCCUUUCCGCUUCCUCCUUUUGUCACUUUAUUGCUCUCUCCACUCCUGGCCUUUCCAUUUGGGUGGACUGAAAACGAGGGGUUGCGGAAAGGGGUUAACCCUUAAGGAAAGCUGGUAGGAUCUAAUACUGGUUGUGUCUUUGUGCAAGACUUGGUAGUGUUGUAAAUAAUUACUGUAGAGUCAGUAGACUCGUAAUAUUAAGGAAAAUAAAUCUGUCAUUGAGCAAGUUAACUUUUAAGACCCAACUAUUGGAGAAUUAAAAACACAUGAAAUGGAAAAAAAUAAUUACUAUUCAUGUUUUGUGUUAUACUCCUUGUUUUGCUGUUCCAGUAAGCAAGAGUUUAUAUAAAUAAUUUAAGUUUGUAUCUGUAUCUUUCAGUAUACAAAUAAAAGGUGUUUAAUUGAAA